Daphnia carinata is the source of this 1056-nucleotide messenger RNA. RefSeq lists its product as uncharacterized. Lineage: Eukaryota; Metazoa; Arthropoda; Branchiopoda; Diplostraca; Daphniidae. The record is from RefSeq and is a predicted model, not a curated record. Bases 65 to 763 code for a protein of 232 amino acids. The transcript has 3 exons.
CUGAGCAGGCACGGAAGCCAAGCCGAUAAUUAUUGGGCCACUAAAGUUUUUUGUACUGAACCACAUGAAUAAAUCAAUUGAUAAAAUUCGGAAAGCCCUUCGUUUGGCGACUCAGAAAGACUUAGAUUCCAUAGAAGAGAACUAUGAUCGAAAAAAAUUUGAGGAACUUGUUCAGAAACUUGAGUGGCAACGACGGCUAGUACUAGAAGGCGAGGUGCGAAAACGAAAGCUUGCUAAUUUAAAAUUGAAUGAAAAUGUCAAGAAUCCUGAAGAACUGGUGGAGAAAACUCAACUGGCUAUAAUAAAAAGUGAAGAAAACAUGCAGUUGUACAUGAUUUGUCAAAAGGCUAUUGAAACCGCCCAGUUUAGUCUGAUACUGCAGUCAGCUGAAGUUCAUGAUCCAGCUGAUGACCAUACUGAUGUAGAAAUAGCAUGUUUAUCAGCUGAAUACAUAAACCUCUGUUUGAGUAACUUGGCAGAAUCCCACAAGAAUGAAAGACUAGACCAAGAGAUAAAGCAAGCUCAAGAAAAUAUCAAUCAACUUAAGCCAUAUGUUAUUCCAGAAGAAGACAAUAAAGAAGUUCGUCCUGGAUCCAGGGCUGAGGAAAUUGCUAAGCUUAAGGUCCGAUUGGAAAAGUUGCGCGGCAUAUAUGACUUCAUCAGAUACAUCUUACAGCUACUGCUACUAGCUUCCGAACAAGAUAUUGUCAGUAAUCCGAAAUUAUUCGAUCUACUUGUCAAAUGCGGUGAACCAUACGACUAACGGUUUUAAACCAAACUUGUUCCAAUGUUUUUAAAGAUGACUAGUGUCAAACUGGAGGGGCUCCCAUAUCAAGCCGUACCCCGAAUUCAUCAUUUCACGUGUAUGCACUUAAUACCCACAUACUUAGCCGCGUUUUUAAACAAAUUGCAACUUGCGAAAUACGUUAAAUUUUUUUUUUUUUUCGAUCACAUACAUCUUUUCAAUUUUGUAAGACUUACUUAAGCGUGUUCACCCAAAGCGGCGUUUUAGCUAAACGAACCGUUGUGACGGGUAAACGUCGUUUUUCAGGCGGC